UUGACGUUGUAUAUAAAUGUUUCUUUCCGGAAAUAGCGGUCGGAAUUAGGACAUACUCUAAAUCCGAAACUUCUCUAAUGCCCAUAGAAUCUCUUAGAAGGCAGUUGAACUUGUUGGCUGUCUAUAUAAUGGACGGUAUUCUCUACUAAGGACUUGAUUCAGGAAAGAUUGUCGACCGCCGCACCGAAAUCUGAUCUCGCUUCGCAAAUCCGACAAUGGCACCGCUCGUCUGGUUGGUGACAGGUUGCUCCUCAGGCUUUGGCAAUCAAUUUGUCCACAGCAUUCUCGCACGCGGUGACAGAGUGGUUGCAACAGCGCGGGAUCUUUCCAAGAUACAGCACCUCAAUCAACUCGGAGUGCCUACGUUUCAGCUCGACAUCACCGACAGCCAAGCAUUCAUUAAUGCCACCAUCUCCAAAGUUCUCGCUGAAUAUGGCCGGAUCGAUGUCCUGAUCAACAACGCUGCAUAUAUCGCUAUCGGGACCUGGGAAGAUCUGUCGUAUGAAGAUUGGCUUGCACAAUUUGACACGAAUGUCUUUGGCACGAUCAAGGUAACCAAAGCACUGUUGCCACACUUCAGAGAGAGAAAAAAGGGGACAAUGGUAUUCAUCAGCUCGUUGUCUGGAUGGAUCGGACAUGCCGGGUGCAGCGCAUAUGCUGGAUCCAAAUUCGCGUUGGAAGGCAUUGUCGAAGGCCUCCAUGCGGAAACCGCACAUCUCGGUCUUAAGACUCUUCUCAUUGAGCCUGGACGAUUUCGGACAAACCUCCUAUCGAGCUCGAGUAUGAAGUCUCGUCCAUCAGACAUCCCAGAGUAUGCGGAGCGCUCGAGAGCGCAAAUGGAAGGCUUGGCUGGGGAGGACCAAAAUCAACCCGGCGAUCCGGUGAAGCUUGUUGAAAUCGUGUUGGACCUGGUGCGAGGAGAGGGUGUCGCGCAGGGCAUGGAAGUGCCAUUCCGUCUUCCAUUGGGCGUCGACUGUUACACGGACGUAAAGGAGAAGUGCGAAGCGACGUUGGCGACGCUAGAAACUUGGAAGAAUGUUACGAGGAGUACAGACAUAGAAACACAAAAAUAGCAGUCAUCAUUCUCGAGGC
Messenger RNA from Periconia digitata, 1092 nucleotides. The record is from the annotation of a GenBank genome assembly. Lineage: Eukaryota; Fungi; Ascomycota; Dothideomycetes; Pleosporales; Periconiaceae.